Messenger RNA from Lepus europaeus (European hare), 618 nucleotides. It is a transcript of the gene CORT, whose product is annotated as cortistatin. Gene Ontology annotation, cellular component: extracellular region. Gene Ontology annotation, biological process: regulation of cell migration. Gene Ontology annotation, molecular function: neuropeptide hormone activity. The transcript has 3 exons. The coding region runs from base 1 to 573 and encodes 190 amino acids. Lineage: Eukaryota; Metazoa; Chordata; Mammalia; Lagomorpha; Leporidae. The record is from RefSeq and is a predicted model, not a curated record.
AUGGGCAGCCGCAGAGCCGGAGCGCGGUGCCCGCCAGCCCUCGGAGUGCUGCUGCUCCCCGGCCUGCCGCUGCUGCUGCUGCUGCUACUACUGCUCUCGGGGGCUGCGGCCACGGCCACCCUCGCCCUGGAGGGCGGCACCGGCCAGGACAGCGGGGUGAGUACAGCCGCCCGCUCCCCUGCGCGACCCCCAGCAUCUGCGUGGCUGUGUAUGUGGGGGAGGGGGGUUGCAGGACACCAGACUGGACUUGUGUUCUGGGCUGCCCCGUGGUACUGGGAUGUCCCCUUCAGACAACUGAUUGACACUCGGCUUACUGGGGACCACCACACGCGUGCUCUCACGCUGACAUUAAUCAUCGCCACGGUGUCCAUUCCUGCGCAGGAAGGGGCGGCGGUGGAGCAGAGUGGGCUCCUGACCUUCCUGGCUCGGUGGCACGCGUGGACCGCCCAGGCCCGGGGCCCGUCCAGCCGAGGGGACACGGGGGCCAUGUCCAGGCGGCAGCAGGGGCCGCCCCCUCCGCCGGCCCCGCCCUGCCGGAAUUUCUUCUGGAAGACCUUCUCCUCCUGCAAGUAGCUCUCGCUCGGCCCGCGGGGACCCUGGAAACCAAAUAAAAUAUGA